AUGGUGAGAAAUUAUGUGCGAAAAACACAGAGAGGUGCAACUAAUGAUAGGAUAAAGUCAGCGUUAGAAGCUAUGGAGAUGGGCUGCAGUCUGAAAAAUGUUGCAUCAGAAUUUAGUAUUAACAAAAAAACAUUACAACGUCAUCAAGAUGGAAAAGUAAAGGUAGUUGGUGGUUUAUCUCUGGGUGGAAAAUCUCCUGUAUUUAGUAAAGAUUUUGAACUAAACAUUGUAACACAAGUUCAGAUUAUGGAAAGAGCAUUAUUUGGCUUGACAACAAUAGAUAUACGUCGCCUAGCAUACGAUUUUGCUAAACAAAUGGGAAUUGAAAAUCCUUUUAAUAAUGAAUCAAAAAUGGCAGGAAAGGAUUGGCUGCAAGGAUUUAUGUCUCUCAACCCACAACUUUUUAUUCGAACCCCACAAGCCACCAGUGUAAGCAGAACUGUUGGCUUCAAUAAACCAAAGUUAAAUCAGUUUUUUUCAGUAUACAAGUCAUUAUUUGAGGAACAUAAGUUUUCAGCCAAACAGCUCUGGAAUAUGGAUGAAACUGGAAUAACAAAUGUCCAUAAGCCAGGAAAAAUAAUUGCAACAAAGGGAAAACGACAAGUUUCAAAAAUAACUAGUGGAGAAAGAGGGGCUACUGUGACUGUCGUGUGUGCAAUGAGUGCAAGUGGUGUUUAUGUCCCACUAUUAUUUAUAUUUCCCCGUAAGCGAAUGACUGAUAGGCUGGCUUUUGGUGCACCUUCAGGGUCAAUUGUUAGAGUUAGCUCCAGUGGAUGGACAGAUUUAUCUUUAUUCAUCGAAUGGUUAACACAUUUUGUUACUGUGACUCAUGCAUCUAAAAAUAAUGAGCAAUUAAUUGUACUCGAUGGUCAUCAUAGUCACAAAACACUUGAAGCCAUUAACUUUUGUCGCAACAAUGGGAUUCACCUCAUAACUCUUCCACCUCAUUGUACACACAAAAUGCAACCUUUAGACCGUACAUUUUUCAAACCAUUGAAAGUUGGUUACAAUACUGCAGCAAGCAACUGGAUGUUAUUGCAUCAGGUGCGUAGAAUUUCAUUUUUUGACAUGACAGAUAUUUUUACAACUGGCUAUAACUUUACUGCAAACAUUGACAAAGCAAUCAAUGAAUUUAGAUGCUCUGGUUUAUACCCAAUAAAUGAGCUUAUUUUUAACAAUGAAGCCUUUGAUGCAGCUUUGCUCACUGAUGAAGCUAUACCAUUGGAAAGCUGUCAGCAAUCAAGUGAUUUGCCUAGUAUACCUCUUGUUGCACCUAUACAGUUGCCAGAUGUUAUAAGCACAGCAACUGUUGCCUCAAAAAUGAAGACUGUUACGAAAGAACCAGCACAAUCAAAUGGUGCAGUUUUGCCAGUUGUUGAUGAGCAUCUUGACCUUAAAUCCGCCCCUAAUAUUUUGGAAAAGAUUUCCCCGCGUCCUAAAAUUACUGUAUUAAGACAGCGUAAAAGAAAGACAGAAUCAGCUGAAAAUCUUACUCCUUCGCCUUUUAAGAAGAGAUUAGAAGAACAUGAAAACGAUGUAAAAGAAAAGCAACAAGAAGCAAUAUUGCGUAAAGAAAAAGCUGCACUUAAUAAGGUAAUCAAGCAAAAAAAGAAAUCAAUAAAUUUGAGGACAAAAAAACCAAAGAAGUCUAAAGAGCAGAAAGCCUCCCAAUGUUUUAUUACUGUUACUACUUUAUGCAUCAUAUGCUCUUGUGCUUAUAAUGUGCCCCCAUUUGAUGAUUGGACACAAUGUACUAAAUGUACAUCUUGGUACCACUCUUCGUGUGGUCCAGAUGAUUCAGACUUAUGCUACUACUGUGAAUUAUAG
This is a messenger RNA of Hydra vulgaris (swiftwater hydra), 1827 nucleotides long. RefSeq lists its product as uncharacterized. Lineage: Eukaryota; Metazoa; Cnidaria; Hydrozoa; Anthoathecata; Hydridae. Gene Ontology annotation, molecular function: DNA binding. Gene Ontology annotation, cellular component: nucleus. The record is from RefSeq and is a predicted model, not a curated record.